Lolium rigidum is the source of this 1395-nucleotide messenger RNA. RefSeq lists its product as uncharacterized. The coding region runs from base 1 to 609 and encodes 202 amino acids. The transcript is spliced from 2 exons. The record is from RefSeq and is a predicted model, not a curated record. NCBI's taxonomy places the organism in Eukaryota, Viridiplantae, Streptophyta, Magnoliopsida, Poales, Poaceae. Gene Ontology annotation, molecular function: protein binding.
AUGGCCGGCGUCGAGGCGAAGCCAGCUGACGCGACCGACGAGGACGCGGCCGCCGCUCGCGACGACGACCCGCUAGUGGCGCGCCUGCCGGACGACGUGCUCGCCCACGUCCUCCGCCGCGUCCCGCCGCGCUGGCUCGCGGCCUCGCGCUGCGUCUGCCCGGACUGGCGCGACGCCGUCGACGGCCGCGGCCUGCUGCUUACCGACCUGCUCCCGCUCUCCUUCGCCGGCCUCUUCAUCCACUUCAACGAGCACAAGUUCCCGGAGUUCUUCGCCCGCCCAUCCUCCUCCUCCUCCGCGCGGGCGGUCAGCGGCGACCUUAGCUUCCUGCCGUCCAGCAGCCCCGACUGCGGCCACUGGUGGGACGAGGCGGACGACUUCCGCGACUACCGCAUCAAGGAUCACUGCAACGGCCUCCUCCUACUCAGCAGCAACUACGUGGUCAAUCCCGCUACGCGACGCUGGAACGCUCUGCCGACGUGCCCGGCCAAGGAAGCCGCCGACGACGCGCGGUACCAUGGCCUUCUAGCCUACGAUCCGAUGGUAUCACCUGAUGAAUACCAGGUUGUCAUGAAUAUCACUGUCUACCAAUACAUACAGUGUAAUUAAACCACCUGCGGGUAUCACAGAGAAGGAGUACUACACACAUGUUCAGGUUGUAAGAUCAGAAAAGGGGGUGUACCUUGUGGAGCUUGAUAAGCAUUAUGAUGAUAAGUGCUGCCUUCGAGUUUGGAUACUCGAUGAAUCGUGUGGUCACAUGAAGUGGAUUCUGAAGCAUGACAAAGACCUCGAGCCCCUGCUAGGUCACCGCGUUUACCGACGAGCUCACUGGACCUUAGAAGAUAUUAACUACAAAUUAUUCCUUUCUUCUGGAUUUCAAGAAGAAAACAAGAAAGCAACGAGUGAAGAGAAAUUUGAAUGGAACUCUGACAGUGAUGAGUAUGAAAACAUGGUUGACCAUUGUUAUUUAGAAGACAAGAAGAAAUCAGUAGUUGGAAAGGAAUUGGAAUGGAACUCCAGCACUCAUAAUGUUUUUAUGGAUGAAGAUAUGGUUGAACAGUGCUACUUGGGUGAAGAGUAUUACGAUAAUAUAUAUCAUGAAGACAUCAAGAUACUUGGGUUUCACCCAUAUAAAGAGGUUGUCUUCUUGAGUGCAUCGGAGCGGACUGGACUGGCAUAUCAUUUGAACGGCUCCAAGAUUGAAAGCUUAGGAAAUAUAGACCCAGAGGACUAUAUACAUUUCAAAUCGAUACCUAAUGAACUGGAGAAAAUCAAAUCUUUCCCAUACACACCAUGUUGGAUUGAAGAGUUCCCUGGAAACAAUUAGUCUAGAAGUUCAUUUCAUAUAGGAGCUUGCAAACUAUUUCAGCAAUGCGAGAAAUGGAUUGCAGACAA